ACACCCCCCCCUCCCAUGGGGCUCCCCCUCCUCAUCCUCACUUUGGGGGUGCUGCUGGGGCUGGGGGAGGGGCACCGGGACCCCCCCCCAAUUUCGGGGCACCCCCACCCCCACCUCUAUGGACCCCCCAAAACCAAAACCCGCCCGGACACCGCCCAGGUGUGGCUGCAGACGAUGGGGGCCGCCCUGGGGGUGUCGCUGGCCCCACACCUGGUGCUGCUCCUGGUCCCCGCGGAUUCGGGGUCCCCCCGGCGUCGGGGGCUGCUGCGGCUGCUGCUGAGCUUCGCUGCCGGGGGGCUGCUGGGGGACGCCUUCCUGCACCUCAUCCCCCACGCCCUGGUUUUUGCCCCCACAGCUCCCCACGAUCACCACGAGGGCCACGGCCACUCCCACCACGGGCACGUUUUUGCCCCCACAGCUCCCCACGAUCACCACGAGGGCCACGGCCACUCCCACCACGGGCACGGUCACCACGAUCACCACGAGGGCCACGGCCACUCCCACCACGGGCACGCUGCGGCGCUCUGGGUGGGGCUGUGGGUCCUGGCCGGGAUCGUGGCGUUCCUGACCGUGGAGCUGCUGGUGCGGCACGGCGGCGCCCACGGACACGGCCACGCCCCCAAAUCCAAGCACAGCUCCAGCGAGGACGAGGCCGACGGCGACGCCCGGGACACCAAAGGGACCAGGGGGACAAAAGCCACCGGGGCCACCAAGGACACCAAGGACACCAAGGACACCAAGGACACCAAGGACACCAAGGACACCAAAGCCACCGGGGCCACCAAGGCCAAGCGCGGGAGGAGCCACCACGGGGACAGGGCAGCCAUGGCGGCCUCGGGGUACCUGAACCUGGCGGCGGACGCGGCGCACAACUUCACGGACGGGCUGGCGCUGGGCGCCGCGUUCUGGGCGUCCCCGGCCCGGGGGGCGCUGACGGCGCUGGCGGUGCUGCUGCACGAGCUGCCCCACGAGCUGGGGGACAUGGCGCUGCUGCUGCGCGCCGGCUGCUCCAAGGGACAGGCCAUGCUGCUGCAGCUGCUGACGGCUCUGGCGGCUCUGGCGGGCGCCGCCUGCUCGUUGCUGGCCGAGGGUUCGGGCGCCGGCGCCAUUUCGGGGAUCCUGCCCUUCACCGCCGGCGGCUUCAUCUACCUGGGCACGGUGUCGGUUCUUCCCGAAAUCCUGCACGAUUCCGGCGCCGGCCAAGCGCUCCUGCAGCUCCUGGCGCUGCUGGCCGGCGUGGCCAUGAUGCUGCUCAUCGCUUACUACGAGUAGGAAUUCCCAAAAAAUCCCACAAAUUCCCGGAAAUCCCGAAAAUCAGCAAAUUAUGAUUUGGUUCCCCCCCCCCGCCCGGUGUGGAAUGGUACGUUCCAGUUGUGGGGGUUGGUCGUGGUUUGGGAGGAGAAAAAUGGGAAAUUUGGGGUUUGGGGGUAAAAAUCAGCCCAAAAAAUGAGAAAUUUGGGGUUUAGGGGGUGUUUAAAAUAUCAGC
Taeniopygia guttata (zebra finch) is the source of this 1486-nucleotide messenger RNA. The record is from RefSeq and is a predicted model, not a curated record. NCBI's taxonomy places the organism in Eukaryota, Metazoa, Chordata, Aves, Passeriformes, Estrildidae.